Messenger RNA from Abrus precatorius (Indian licorice), 1473 nucleotides. Its product is annotated as protein DETOXIFICATION 51-like. The transcript has a single exon. NCBI's taxonomy places the organism in Eukaryota, Viridiplantae, Streptophyta, Magnoliopsida, Fabales, Fabaceae. Gene Ontology annotation, biological process: xenobiotic detoxification by transmembrane export across the plasma membrane. Gene Ontology annotation, molecular function: antiporter activity; xenobiotic transmembrane transporter activity. Gene Ontology annotation, cellular component: membrane. The record is from RefSeq and is a predicted model, not a curated record. The coding region runs from base 1 to 1473 and encodes 490 amino acids.
AUGGAGGAAGGAGACUACAGAGAGAUGGAGGGAGAAAAGGGACGGGAAUGCUGGAGAGCGAGGCUGAGGAGAGAGGUGAAGUCGCUGAUGGAGGUGGGGUUGCCCACAGCUCUAACGGGACUGAUAUUCUACUCACGUUCGAUGGUGUCGAUGCUAUUCCUGGGGAACCUGGGAGACAUGGAACUGGCAGCAGGGUCUCUGGGGAUGGCAUUUGCAAACAUAACAGGGUACUCAGUGCUAUCGGGUCUAGCACUGGGAAUGGAACCGCUCUGUUCUCAAGCAUUCGGGGCAAAGCGUAAAAACCUCAUGUCAUUGACACUCCACCGUUGCAUAAUAUUCCUGUUACUCUGCUCCAUACCAAUAUCACUCCUCUGGCUCAACAUAUCAAACAUCCUCCUCUCCUUGCACCAAGACCCUCACAUCACCCGCAUGGCCCACACAUACCUCAUCUUCUCCCUUCCCGACCUUCUCACAAACUCAUUUCUCCACCCGCUCCGCAUUUACCUUCGCACACAGGGAAUCACCCACCCUGUAACCUUAGCAUCCCUCGCUGCCACCCUUCUUCAUUUACCCUUCAACUACCUCCUCGUUAAACACCUCCAUCUUGGCCUCGCCGGAGUCGCCGCCGCCUCCGCCGCUUCCAACCUCUCUAUCCUAUUUUUCCUUGUCUGUUUGACCACCUCGCAAUGGACCGCGCCCAGCCGAGAGUGUCUCUCCGGGUGGAAGCCACUGCUUCGGCUCGCCGCGCCGAGCUGCGUGUCUGUUUGCUUGGAAUGGUGGUGGUAUGAGAUCAUGAUCGUGUUUUGUGGGCUCCUCGUGGACCCCACCGCAGCCGUCGCUUCCAUGGGGAUCCUCAUCCAAACAACUUCGCUCCUUUACGUGUUCCCUUCAUCGCUCAGUUUCGCGGUUUCCACUCGAGUCGGGAACGAGCUCGGCGCGAAUCAGCCUUCUCGGGCUAAGUUAUCUGCUGUGGUGUCCGUGUUUUUCGCCGCGAUCAUGGGCUUCUCUGCCAUGAUUUUCGCCGUCGGGAUGAGACGACAAUGGGGCCGGAUGUUCACCGCCGACGAGGAUAUUCUGCGGCUGACGUCCGUGGCGUUGCCGAUCCUCGGGAUUUGCGAGAUCGGAAACUGCCCGCAGACGGUGGGUUGCGGCGUCGUUAGGGGCACGGCGAGGCCGAACAUGGCGGCAAAUGUCAACCUGGGCGCCUUCUAUCUGGUGGGGAUGCCCGUUGCGGUUGGGCUUGGGUUUUGGUUCGAAGUUGGGUUCUGUGGGCUCUGGCUGGGCCUGCUUUCGGCCCAGGUUUGUUGCGCGGGGCUGAUGUUGUAUGUUAUCGGGACUACUGAUUGGGAGUUUGAAGCCCAGCGGGCCCAGGUGCUGACGCUGGUCGAUUGCGCUUCGAGUAGGGAUGAUGGGAUGAUGGACGGUCAGAAACAGCCGUUGACCGGCGAUGUUUCUGUGACUUGCUCCUCUUGA